This is a messenger RNA of Polyodon spathula (Mississippi paddlefish), 2275 nucleotides long. RefSeq names its product alpha- and gamma-adaptin-binding protein p34-like. Bases 100 to 1044 code for a protein of 314 amino acids. The transcript is spliced from 10 exons. The record is from RefSeq and is a predicted model, not a curated record. NCBI's taxonomy places the organism in Eukaryota, Metazoa, Chordata, Actinopteri, Acipenseriformes, Polyodontidae.
AGUGACUCUCUGUUUCCCCGCCGGGUGAUAGUUCAGUGGUUCUGUUGGGGGUGAAUCAGCUGUUUUUGUGUGAGCGGAAUAUCAAUCUGACAGGAAGAAAUGGCUUCAGGACCUUGUGCGCUUAUUACGAGCUGCGAUCCGGGCUUCGUGGAGGAGGCACUCGUUAAGCAAAUCAUUGCUGGUGAUGGUAUUUUAGGACCCUCCUCCCAGACUGGAGAAGUCAGAUGGUAUCCCUGGACGAUAAACAACAAAUAUUACACAGCAGACAUCUGCCUGUGCGCCGUACCCAACAGAUUCCUCGUCACGUCCGACAUCGCUGAGGGCGUGCAGGCAUUCAUUGUGUAUUUCGACAGCAACACAAAAUCUGGCCUGGACAGUGUGUCGCUAUGGCUUCCCCUGGCAGAAGACUGGUCCCCUGAGGUGCUGAUCCUGGUCUGUGAUCGCGUGUCAGAGAAUGGUGUGAACAAACAGACAGCCCAGGAGUGGUGUAUCGCACAUGGCUUUGAACUGGUGGAGCUCAACCCAGAAGAGGUCCCCGAUGAAGACGACGACUUUCCAGAGUCCACAGGGAUAAAGAGGAUUGUUCAAGCCCUGAACGCAAACGUGUGGUCCAACAUGGAGAUGAAAGAUGAAAGAAACCAGGGCUUCAGCCUCAUGAGCAGCCUGGUGGGGUCACGUCACAGCAACGGAGCUGCGCACAGCCACGAGCCACAUUCACACAGGUCUGCAGAUGGUGGCACUGAAACUAGUUCAGAGGACAGCAGGAGAAACGCUGCUCCAGAUCCUGACACUCAGAUUGACACGCUUGUAGAUCCCAUGCUGGAUAUGGAUAUCCAGGAACUGGCCAGUCUAACCACAGGGGAUGCAGAUGUGGAGAACUUUGAAAGAUUGUUUUCUAAGUUAAAAGAAAUGAAAGAUAAGGCAGUAACACUACCUCAUGAUCAAAGAAAGCUGCAUGCUGAAAAGGUCGCCAAGGCAUUCUGGAUGGCGAUUGGUGGAGACGAAGAUGAAAUUGAAGGACUGUCAUCAGAAGAUGACAAUUAAAUAGCUGCUGUGUAUCUCCAAACUGAGAUUUCAUUGUGGAACAUCUCCAACUCCAGCACCUAUUUACCACCAUAAACGCCCUGAUAUAAAAGUAAAGAACAAGAACAGUACAGAGUUAAUGCUCACCUGGAUCAAACUAACAGUGUCAAAGCAGAAACGUACGAAAGCGUAGCUGUCAAGGACACAUGCCUCCCGCCAACCACCUGUAAAGUCUUACAAACUCAAAACUGAAAACGUGUUGCUCACCUGGCCCCUCUUCUCAAUCAUUCCUGUGUUUCAAUUUUGUAUUUUAAAAUGUAGAAACAGUUGAAUAAACAUUUAAAACAACUGUAAUGAAAUCAUUGGACUAUUUGGGGGGCUGGAGAAUGAAACUAAAUAAAUGAAGCAUUUACACAGACCAAAGAAGAGGGAACCCUUCAUGAGAGAAAUGGUGGGGAAGUUUGACUCUUAACUGCUGUAGGACGUUUCAUCAAGAACGACUGUCCUCCCGGGAAUGAAGUAACAAAACACAUUGAAGAUGAGCAAAAAUCGAAUUUAUGACAAUAUCAUGAAAUGUAGAUCGCAAUGAUUGUUUGCCUGCUGUGUGGCUCAGCAGUUGAAGCUGAGGGCUGGAGAAAGUGAAACUGCAUGGGGAUUGGAUAACAGUCAAUCAAUGAGAUUAUUAUUUUUUUUAGCUGCAUGGUUAUUUCUAUUUGCUUGUGUGUGUGUACAAUGCUAUAACUUACUUUUUGAUUUGAGUGCCCCAGCCUCUUUGUGCUUGUAUUGAUAUAAUCAGUCAAGAACAGAGAAAGAAUCGUUCAGAUUUUAGUACACUAGCUGAUCUUCAACGGAUUGUAUACGGAGGACUGCCAUAUCUGUUUUCACUGUUUGAGGGCGCACUUUCAAACCCUUCAAGCACAACAAGAGAGAACACACUAAUAUACAGUAGAAGAAAACUUUCUGCGUGGUCCACAAGGGUGGAGUAAAACAUUCACAACAGAAACCGGGUCUCUUGGAUUGCGUUACGUUAAUGUAUUGGUGAAAAGUUUCAGUUGCUUUCUGAAACCCAUCGCCUCAUAACAACCUAUUGACUGUGAGAAUAUGAAGGUUAACUUGUUGUUGUUGAUUUAGAAAAUUGAUUGAUUGUGAACUUUGCUGUUUUGACCUUUUGCAGUUCAUUACCUCAGGAGAUGAUGUUUAUCUCACUGCUGGAUUUUGUUUCCUGGUAAAGAAUAAAAAAAAUAUAUAUACA